Boleophthalmus pectinirostris (great blue-spotted mudskipper) is the source of this 1971-nucleotide messenger RNA. It is a transcript of the gene glt8d1, whose product is annotated as glycosyltransferase 8 domain containing 1. The record is from RefSeq and is a predicted model, not a curated record. Gene Ontology annotation, molecular function: glycosyltransferase activity. Lineage: Eukaryota; Metazoa; Chordata; Actinopteri; Gobiiformes; Gobiidae. The coding region runs from base 199 to 1308 and encodes 369 amino acids. The transcript is spliced from 11 exons. Gene Ontology annotation, cellular component: Golgi apparatus.
CUACACCCAGCCUCGAUAGCAAAUAAAAGUUGCCAAUGUUGAGUUGGCAGUUUGGCAGUCAAGACGCGGCUGCUGCAGCUUGUGACCUCGCUUAGCAUCAUCCUCCUCCAGCCUAUCCUUACAUCUCAACAUUUCGCGUCUUAAAUUUUCGUUUGAAAAAAAUUUAAACUCACUAAAGGGACGAAUGAAGACGCCAUUAUGACACUACGAAAAGUAAACCUGGUGAUUCUGGUGCUCCUGGCUGUGGCCUUCCUUAUUAUUGUUCAGAGAAACCUUCUGAAUCUCAGUGACUUUUUACACAAAGAGAAUCCAGAUUCUGGGGUGGUCCUUCCUUUUGAGGCGGAACUCUCUCAGAACCUGCGUCCGGCUUCAGGGCCCAGAUCUGGAGAUGAGAUUCCAGUUCUUAUCACAGCGGCAGAGGACCGACUGGGCGCCACAGUGACGGCCAUAAACAGCGUCUACUCCAACACUAAAGCCAAUGUGGUGUUCACUAUAAUCACUCUCAACCACACUGUGCAGCACCUCAAAGCGUGGCUCAGUGAAUCAAAGCUAAAAAGCAUUAAACAUAAAAUAGUUAUAUUUGAUCUGGAGUUCCUUAAAGGGAAGAUUUCUCAAGAUUCAAACAGCGUGGAAGCUUCAAAACCAUUGGCUUUUGCAAGAUUCUACCUCCCCCUGUACUUCCCUGAGGCAGAAAAGGCCAUUUAUUUGGACGAUGAUGUUAUUGUACAAGGAGAUAUUCAGGAGCUGUUUGAGACCAAUCUUAAACCAGGACAAGCAGCAGCUUUCUCUGAAGACUGUGAUUCUUCCUCUGCCAAAGGAAUCGUUCGAGGAGCUGGGAAUCAGAAUAACUACAUGGGCUUCCUGGACUUCAGGAAAGAGGCGAUAAAGAAGCUGGGUCUGAGAGCAAACACGUGUUCUUUUAACCCUGGAGUCUUCAUCGCAAAUCUGACAGAAUGGAAAAACCAGAACAUCACAGGACAGCUGCAGCACUGGAUGGAGCUCAACACACAUGAGGACCUGUACAGUAAGACUCUGGGUGACAGUGUGAUCACUCCUCCUCUGCUCAUCGUCUUCUACAAAAGACACGGCGCCAUCGAUCCCAUGUGGCACAUCAGGCAUCUGGGUACGACAGGAGCAGGUAACCGUUACUCGUCUCAGUUCGUUAAAGCCGCCAAACUGCUGCACUGGAACGGCCAUUAUAAACCCUGGGGCCGCGGUGCUGCCUUCACUGACCUCUGGGAUCUGUGGUACAUUCAAGACCCCACUGGAAAAUUCCACCCCAUCAGACGGCAUGAGGACAGAGAAUAAGACCACUAUAAAAAGGACAUCUACACAAGACUUAAAAAUUAAAGUUUUGGGACCUUUUCAACCAAAUGGACCUACUUUGGACCAAAUUUUACCUCAGGAAACACUAACUGUUAAAUUCACAAUACCCUAUCAUGUUCUCAAUUGUAUUUUGCUUUAUUGCCAAAGCCUGACCUCACUUUACCUGUGGACAUUCUAUCUGUAAAUCACGUUAAGAUUUUUAUAGUUUAAAUUUUAGUUGAAAAAAUAUAUUAUGUAAAAUGUUUUGAUUUGAAUUUUGACAUCACAAAAUCAGUCCAGUUACUGUACCUGUAUUUGAAUACAUUUUAACAUGAUUUUGCCUUCAUGUGUAGUAACAGAAAUGGUAGAUAAUAAAACAAUUUUCUAUUUCAUCAAAAUUUUAUUUGGAUAAUUUUCUACACUUCUACAAUUUUAUUUUAUUUUUUCAACUCUGUAAUGACUUUAGCUGCUAGCCUUAGCUUUAUAACCAUUACAUAAAAAAAAAAAGUAUAUAUCUCAAAUAUUUUGUUACAUUAUUUUACUGGUGCUAAAGUUUCACAACUUGUUCUGUCUGCCUUAACCUGAGAUUUUGCCAGUUUUAAUAAUUUUUUAUUGUUUUCGUAUAAGGUGUAAAUAAUGUCAAGUUUUGUAAAUAUACAGAAUAAA